Molecule: messenger RNA, 1287 nt
Organism: Sitophilus oryzae (rice weevil)
Lineage: Eukaryota; Metazoa; Arthropoda; Insecta; Coleoptera; Curculionidae
Exons: 1
Coding region: 1-1287 (428 amino acids)
Source: RefSeq, a predicted model, not a curated record
AUGACUUUAGCCAAUGAUCAAACUGACAUAUCUGGAUUUUUCCUACCACAUCACUGUGUUUUUAAAAUGGAUUCAACUACAACAAAACUACGAGUUGUUUUUGACGGUUCUUCUAAAUCGACUUCUGGAUAUUCAUUAAAUGACUUAUUAAUGGUGGGACCUAACGUUCAAGACAGCUUAUUUAAUAUUUUAACACGAUUCAGAUUUUAUCCUAUGGUUUUAAGCGCAGACAUCGAGAAGAUGUAUCGACAGAUUUAUCUCCACGAAAGCCAACGUCAUCUACAAAAAAUUCUGUGGCGUCCUGAUAGAAAUCAGGAUCUGCUCGUAUAUAAUCUUAAUACUGUGACUUAUGGAACAGCUUCUGCUGCAUUUCUUGCUACUCGUUCUCUUCAGGAGAUAGAAGCGAAUAACAAUCCUAACAUUAGUGAUAUUAUUUUACAUGAUUUUUACGUAGACGAUCUUCUCACUGGUGGACAAACCCCACAAGAUGUAAAGGAACUAAAAGAUAAUCUUUAUAAAACUCUUCAUAAAUAUGGAAUGAAUCUACGAAAAUGGCUAUCUAAUGAUAAAUCUAUCACUGCAGAUUCCGAUGACAUAUUUAUUUCUCUUGAUUAUGACAACCAAACUAAGACGCUAGGUUUACUCUGGAAUUUUCUAUCUGAUUCAUUGCAAUUUAAUAUUAAACACGAAAUACCCGAUAAGACUACUAAACGCACGAUACUUUCUUCAAUUGCUCAAAUUUUUGAUCCAAUGGGACUUUUGACUCCAGUCACGAUGACUGCCAAAAUCAUUCUACAGCAACUUUGGAAGAUUAAAAUUGAUUGGGACGAAUCUAUACCUGCGGAUCUGCAUACAAGUUGGUCCACAUAUAGAACCCAACUUAUUCAAUUAAAUAAACUUAAAAUUCCUAGAUUAGUUCUUUGUGCAAAUGCAGUCGAAAUACAAUUGCAUGGUUUUUGUGAUGCUGUUCAACCUGGUUAUGGAGCAUGUAUUUUUAUUCGUUCUUCUGAUGCUCUGGGAAAUGUUACUUCUAAUCUUCUUUGUUCUAAAUCCAGAGUAUUGCCAUUAGCACUUACUACUAUUCCAAGACUAGAACUUUGUGGAGCCCUUCUACUUGCUGAGCUCAUGAAUAGUAUUUUGAAUUCUACGAAAUUUGAUAUACAAUCUAAGGUAUACUGGUGUGACUCCACUAUUGUACUAUCCUGGCUAAAUACUUCUCCACAUCUGCUAAAGAUAUUUGUUGCUAACAGGGUGGCUCAGAUUCAAUUACUUACAAAUUUAAAAUAG